Molecule: messenger RNA, 1500 nt
Organism: Lytechinus pictus (painted urchin)
Lineage: Eukaryota; Metazoa; Echinodermata; Echinoidea; Temnopleuroida; Toxopneustidae
Exons: 2
Coding region: 1-1500 (499 amino acids)
Source: RefSeq, a predicted model, not a curated record
AUGACAUUUGGAAGGGCGUUGACACUACCAAGGAGUUGGGAUAGACUCGCUGGCACUAUUCCUCUACCGUAUCCAUCAAUACCAUCAUCCUCCAUCUACUACCAUCAUACUCCAUCUACUACCAUCAUCCUCCAUCUACUACCAUCAUACUCCAUCUACUACCAUCAUCCUCCAUCUACUACCAUCAUCCUCCAUCUACUACCAUCAUACUCCAUCUACUACCAUCAUACUCCAUCUACUACCAUUAUCCCCCAUCUACUACCAUCAUCCUCCAUCUACUACCAUCAUACUCCAUCUACUACCACCAUCCUCCAUCUACUACCAUCAUACUCCAUCUACUACCAUCAUCCUCCAUCUACUACCAUCAUCCUCCAUCUACUACCAUCAUACUCCAUCUACUACCAUCAUACUCCAUCUACUACCAUUAUCCCCCAUCUACUACCAUCAUCCUCCAUCUACUACCAUCAUCCUCCAUCUACUACCAUCAUCCUCCAUCUACUACCAUCAUACUCCAUCUACUACCAUCAUACUCCAUCUACUACCAUCAUACUCCAUCUACUACCAUCAUACUCCAUCUACUACCAUCAUACUCCAUCUACUACCAUCAUACUCCAUUUACUACCAUCAUCCCCCAUCUACUACCAUCAUACUCCAUCUACUACCAUCAUACUCCAUCUACUACCAUCAUCCUCCAUCUACUACCAUCAUACUCCAUCUACUACCAUCAUACUCCAUCUACUACCAUCAUCCUCCAUCUACUACCAUCAUACUCCAUCUACUACCAUCAUCCUCCAUUUACUACCAUCAUCCUCCAUCUACUACCAUCAUACUCCAUCUACUAGUACCAUCAUCCUCCAUCUACUACCAUCAUACUCCAUCUACUACCAUCAUACUCCAUCUACUAGUACCAUCAUCCUCUAUCUACUACCAUCAUACUCCAUCUACUACCAUCAUACUCCAUCUACUACCAUCAUACUCCAUCUACUACCAUCAUCCUCCAUCUACUACCAUCAUCCUCUAUCUACUACCAUCAUACUCCAUCUACUACCAUUAUCCUCCAUCUACUACCAUCAUCCUCCAUGUACUACCAUCAUCCUCCAUCUACUACCAUCAUCCCCCAUCUACUACCAUCAUACUCCAUCUACUACCAUCAUACUCCAUCUACUACCAUCAUCCUCCAUCUACUACCAUCAUACUCCAUCUACUACCAUCAUCCUCCAUCUACUACCAUCAUACUCCAUCUACUACCAUCAUCCUCCAUUUACUACCAUCAUACUCCAUCUACUACCAUCAUCCUCCAUCUACUACCAUCAUCCUCCAUCUACUACCAUCAUCCUCCAUUUACUACCAUCAUACUCCAUCUACUACCAUCAUCGUCCAUCUACUACUAUCAUACUCCAUCUAAUACCAUCAUCCUCUAUCUACUACCAUCAUACUCCAUCUACUACCAUCAUCGUCCAUCUAAUACCAUCAUCCUCCCUCUACUACCAACCAUCUUGA